AAAGCCGAACGCGUCACAGAUUCAUAUUUAACCUUAAGAAUAGUUAAACAUGUAUUUUCAAAUAAUUAUUUAGAAGUAAAACGUAAGAGAACGUACUUUUAGUGGGUUUGUUGCACGGGGUUCGCUGUUGCUCCGCAGUAAACAAGUUAUAACACGGUGAACACGGGUUAUUCCGAACCACCGCGGAAUUCACGUUAGAAAAAUGUAUAAAAAUGUGUGUGUUUGCUAAAAGUGUGUGUGUUUGAUAAAGUGUGUGUGUGUGUGUGUUGUGUGUUCGGUGUGUGCGGCUCACCUCGGGGCGUCUUCCUCCAAAAACAGAAAUGAAACUGGGAGUUUUUAUCCGCGCGGUGAGUCACAGACCCGUGACCCGCGCUCUGCCCGCACAUGUCCCGAGUCACACCGAGUCACACCGAGUCACACCGAGUCACACCGAGUCACACGGGGAUUAGUGAGUCGUUAAAACUGCGCCGUGUUUUGUGGCGUGUUUGUGUUUGUUUCCGGUUUAAGUGUGUCUCCGCGGGCGGGGGUCUGUGUGUCAGGAUGGCCGAGCGGUCUAAGGCGCUGCGUUCAGGUCGCAGUCUCCCCUGGAGGCGUGGGUUCGAAUCCCACUUCUGACAAUAAAACUUUUUAACCAUUUGUCAAGAACAGAUUGUGUCCAAAAAGAGUCACAGGAUCAUUUUUACCUCCACUGAGUUUAUUCACUUUUAAAACCAUUUUUAUUUGUUUUGAAGUGUUUGAUCGGUGCCGCUGAACUGGAGCUCACUGAGAUCCUCCGUCCUCUCACUCCUGCGCCGUCGCUCAGGCCCAAGACCAGAUCCUCCUGAGACCAAGACCAGAUCCUCCUGAGACCAAGACCAGAUCCUCCUGAGUCCAAGACCAGAUCCUCCUGAGUCCAAGACCAGAUCCUCCUGAGUCCAAGACCAGAUCCUCCUGAGACCAAGACCAGAUCCUCCUGAGUCCAAGUCCAGAUCCUCCUGAGUCCAGCCUGAAGCUCAGAGGGUCUGAGCAGAGGGUCACUCAUGUCUGUGUCUCAGGUGUGUCCGGGUCUGUUUGUGUCGGAUCUGGAUUCGUCGUUGAAUUCUGCAGUUUUGACUCGAAGAAAAAUCAAACUCAUCGUCAACGCGAGCGGAAUAACACCACUCAAGUACCCACAAGUCCCGGGUCUGGAGGUGGUCGAGGUCCCGGUCCAGGACUUGCCUCACGCCUCUUUGGACCAGUACUUCGACCCAGUGUCAGAGAAGAUCCACCAGAACCUCAACCAGAACCACAACUGUCUGGUCCAUUGUACGGCCGGACGCAGCCGCUCCCCGGCGCUGGUCCUGGCCUUUCUCAUCAGGUUCUCCGGUCUGUCUCUGGCCCAGUCGUUCCGCGUGGUUCUGGAGUCUCGUCCUUUUAUCCGGAUCAACGCCGGGUUCUGGAUCCAGCUCCGGGACUACGAGGUCCGGGUCCAGAACCGCUCCACGGUCCGGAUGGUCCAGACCGAGUGCGGAGUCCUGCCCCACGUCCAGGACCAAGACCAAGACCAGGACCAGGACCAGGACCGAGGGGACGGCGUCUGCAUCAACGGAUAGAGGAACGCAAUCCUCUGCUCUGUUCCACCUGGUGAUGUCAUCGUGUGGUGAUACAGGAAGUGCUCCACUGUGUUUUUAAAGUCCACACUUCACCUUCACGAGAAUCAUCUGGAACAUUUCAGUCCUGGACCUGAAGGACUCGACUCAACUAAACGGAGAAGGAGCUGAGAACGUUUAAAAAAAAAAAAAAAAAAAAAAAAAGACCACUUGAUGACAUCAUAAGGUGGAACAGAGCGUUAAGAUUUACUCAAACAAACACAAGUCGAGCUCUGAGUGUGACCAGGAACAUCAGAACAUCAGAACACGACCUGAAGUUCAGUUUUAAAUCUUCUUGAACUUUUAUCAGUUUUUUUUUUUUUUUUUGUGUUGGAAAAAUUCAUUUUCUACAUCAUUUCACAGAUUUUAAAAUAAACUCGUCGGUUUUUGGAUUAUGGUUAAAUAAACUCUGACAGAGACGGUGGGUUUUGGUUUGAACUGUUCCGAGGUGAAAUCAUGUUCCGCAGUGAAGCUUUAACCACUUUAACUCUUAAUAAAUAACACAGAA
Boleophthalmus pectinirostris (great blue-spotted mudskipper) is the source of this 2115-nucleotide messenger RNA. RefSeq names its product dual specificity protein phosphatase 14-like. Gene Ontology annotation, biological process: protein dephosphorylation. The coding region runs from base 1020 to 1571 and encodes 183 amino acids. The record is from RefSeq and is a predicted model, not a curated record. NCBI's taxonomy places the organism in Eukaryota, Metazoa, Chordata, Actinopteri, Gobiiformes, Gobiidae. Gene Ontology annotation, cellular component: cytoplasm. The transcript has 4 exons. Gene Ontology annotation, molecular function: protein tyrosine/serine/threonine phosphatase activity.